CAUGUACUUUUUAAAAGAUGCGUUUCUUAGAUAAUUUUGAUCCUAAAAAUUCAGCUCGUGAACGUAGAAAAGCAAACAGGAAAAAAUAUUUCACUUCUCGAAAAGUGAAGAGAAUUUAUGAUGACCACGGUCAUAUUGCUGAAACUGGCAAAGACUUGUGUGAUUGCCUCGAUGAGAAGUGUCCCGGAUGCCAUUUUCCAUGUGCAAACUGCAAUUCCAAUAAAUGUGGCCAUGAGUGCAGAAUUAACAGAAAAUGGAUGUAUGACAAAAUUGAAAUAGAAGGAAAUGAUUUUGUUGUAAAAAAUGAUUACAAAAACAAGUAACUGGAAAUAUAAUAUUAUAAUAAAACAUAUUUAAUCAUUAGCUACAAGUUUAAAGAAAUAUUCAACUUCUAGUUCACCAUCUUCAGGAAGAUCAGUACAAUGAACAGCAUUAUGUACUAUAGAUUUUCCAUAGAGAGCUCUGAUGGAUUCUGGGUAUAGUUGACGACACAAAUCCUAGUUUUUAAAAAAUAAAAUUUUCAUGAAUUUAAAUAGUGCUAAAAGUUUUGGUAAAAAUAAACCUCUUAAAUAAAUUAAA
This is a messenger RNA of Bombyx mori (domestic silkworm), 579 nucleotides long. RefSeq names its product ARL14 effector protein-like. Lineage: Eukaryota; Metazoa; Arthropoda; Insecta; Lepidoptera; Bombycidae. The transcript has 3 exons. The record is from RefSeq and is a predicted model, not a curated record. The coding region runs from base 18 to 323 and encodes 101 amino acids. Gene Ontology annotation, cellular component: intracellular membrane-bounded organelle.